Salpingoeca rosetta is the source of this 2529-nucleotide messenger RNA. RefSeq lists its product as uncharacterized. The record is from RefSeq and is a predicted model, not a curated record. Lineage: Eukaryota; Choanoflagellata; Craspedida; Salpingoecidae. The transcript is spliced from 7 exons. The coding region runs from base 54 to 2333 and encodes 759 amino acids.
CAGCAACAGACAACAAAAAGAGCAAACAUCAACAAGGCCGCAACCGACCGGCCAUGGGAGAUGCGGGCGAUGACCGCAGCAGACACAAGGACGACGUGGUGGGAGAGGGAGACGUGGAAGGAGACGCAGAGGAAGAAGAGGAGGAGAUGACACGAGUGGAGUUGUUUGGAAAGGCGUUUUAUGGAGAUGCAGAUGAGAAGCGUGCCAACUUUGCGUUGGACGGGGAGGUGAUUCGCAAAUGUGCCUGUGGCGACCAGCACACCGUCAUCAUCGCAGAUUCUGGUCACGUGUUUGCAUUUGGCGCAAACGAAUGGGGGCAGCUCGGCAUCGGACACCAGAACAAAACCCACGACCCAACGCUCCUUCCAAGUUUACGCGAGCAUGUCGUGACGUCUGCGGCCUGUGGCCGCAACCACAGCCUCUUCCUGACCUCGACAGGCAGCGUACUUGCGGCUGGUAGCAACGAAGACCUGCAGCUCUCCGUCGAUCCCAACGCCUCUGACACCUUGCGUCCCGUGCCUGUGCUUGGCUUGCCAAAGUCGCGCGUCACCGCCGUCGCCGCGGGCGCAGAACAUUCCUGCGUCAUCACCGGUACUCCGAAACAAGUCAAGAUCAAGAGCAAAGGGAAAAAGGCAGUGGAUAUCGACUGUGGUUACUCCCACACCAUCGUCGUCAUGGACAAUGGGCAGGCGUUUGGCUUUGGCGAGACGGAAGGCGGCAAGCUCGGUGUUGAGACUGAUGACGAUGAGGUGCACGCACCAAAGGAAAUUCGCGGCUUUGAAGGAAAGGCGAUGAAAGUUGCCUGUGGCGCAAACCACACGCUCCUGCUCACAGACGAAGGGCUGUAUGCGUUUGGCGACAACAGCUCUGGCCAGCUCGGAUUACCGCAGUCAACGCUGUUUGCAUCAACACCAAUGCCCGUCCCGUUGCCUGCAGGCACAGAUGCGACCGCAAUUCUCUGCAUCGCCGCAGGGGAAGCGCACUCCGUGCUGGUGACGAGCGGCGGUGCGCUAUACGCAACAGGAACACACCGCCACCAAGUGCUCGGACUGUCAGAUGUCAAGCAGGAUGUGCACGGGUUUACGCGCGUUCAUCUUGACGACGGCUUCAAAGCGAAACACGUCGCAUGUGGCAGCAACCACACUGCCCUUGCCGCUGCGUGGACCGAUGACGACGAUGACGAGGAGGGGGAAGAUGGCGAUGAUGGUGAUGGUGGCGGCGCCGGUUCGCAGACAAGCGAUACGGCUGGCGAUCAUGAUGCAGGAGAAGCUGUCGGUGCUGAUGGCGGCGAUGGUGGCCGUGACGGUGCCAUGGUGCAUGAGACAGAUGCUAAGCAAGCAGAGGCGAGUGACGCCGGCACCAGCACGCCGCCUGACGUGAUGUCCCCAUCAAACCAGGACCAGGGCCAGACACAGAAGCAGGAGCAGGAGCAACAGCCAUCAUCGCCACCGUGGAUGGUCACGCCACCAACGCCAACGACACAGCUCGCGCCCAUUGACGCACCAUCACCCUCACCACUCACGCCAGUGCGGACGCCUGGUAAAGCCACCAGUCGCCUGCCGCCUCUCACACCGCGGCACACGGCAGCAGAGUUCAACAACGCUGUCCACUCGGCCGCUUUCAGCAAUGCGCGCGCGCAGCGACGAAAGCUGCGGUCCCUCCAGCCCGUCACGGGGUUUGCACUUCUACCGCCCGUGCCCGAGUUGAAUAACUUGACGCCCCUUGAUCGCCCUGUGCUGGGCACCACGCGCGCUGAUGGCACUGGAGAUGGAGGAGAUGGAGGAGAUGGAGGUGAUGGUGGUGAUGAACAUGGUAGUGAGCACCGUGAUGGCUGCAGCACCACGGAGCAGCCUGCCGCUUCAAGCAACAACAGCAAAACGAACGCCAACACUGGCGAUGACAACGAUGAAGAAGAAGAAGAUGAUGAUGAUGAUGAGCUCAGCGUGGACGAUGAUGACGACGACGACGACGAUGCUACUGAUGAUGGCGGUGGUGGUGUCAGCAGGAAGGGCGGCGAGGAGACGGCUCAGCAGCCAGCCGCCACCGCAUCCGAUGGAGGCACAACGACCAGUGGUGCCCAAGACAGCAGCCCCGCCAUUGCCAACGACAGGAGCGAUACGGGCGUGGCAAGUCGGGCGAAGCCAGGCAAGAGCGUGCGCAUUGCAGAGGAACCAGAGGAGAUUGUGAACGUGCGGCCGGAGGUGGUGGCGCGACAGAAGAACGCGUUUCUAUGCAGCCCACGCCGCCCAAAACACAAAGGAAAAGGCAGCAGUGGCGCUGGCAGUGGUGGGGUGAGUGACAGCAAGAAAUCAAGCAUGUGCACAAUCUCAUGACAUCUGCAACCCUGAUGAUGUGCCGUAUGACUGUAUGCACGACAUCCCUCUUCUAUUUCCCCGUCCCUUCUUGUGCGCCUUGCUUCCAAGUGGUCAGCCGGUUUGCGUUGCCAUGGCUUGUGUUACACUCUUUCGACCACGACAGUGCGGCACAAGAGGUAUGUACAAUACAAUAAGCGCAUCGUCAACAAGAAGC